Molecule: messenger RNA, 3686 nt
Organism: Esox lucius (northern pike)
Lineage: Eukaryota; Metazoa; Chordata; Actinopteri; Esociformes; Esocidae
Gene: napgb
Product: N-ethylmaleimide-sensitive factor attachment protein, gamma b
Exons: 11
Coding region: 149-1075 (308 amino acids)
Biological process (GO): intracellular protein transport
Cellular component (GO): SNARE complex; vacuolar membrane
Molecular function (GO): syntaxin binding; soluble NSF attachment protein activity
Source: RefSeq, a predicted model, not a curated record
GCGUCCGUGGCUGUCCGUAGUUUAACGUUGUGAGUCACGUUGAGGACGUUAAUCCAAACACCGAGAGAAUUUGUUUAUCAUCGUCCUCGGCUAUUCUAUUCUUUAAAUAAUAUCUGUUCGACAGAUUGUCGAAGACCCCGACAGCACCAUGGCCUCUAAAAUAAAUGAAGCCCACGAACAUAUCGCUAAAGCGGAGAAAAACCUAAAGACAAGCAUGACAAAGUGGAAGCCAGAUUAUGACAGUGCUGCAUCAGAAUACGCGAAAGCCGCUGUGUGCUUCAAGAAUGCCAAGCAGUUUGAACAAGCCAAGGAUGCUUACCUAAAAGAGGCAGAGUAUCAUACGGAGAACAAGGCAUUGUUCCAUGCAGCCAAAGCAAUUGAGCAAGCAGGAAUGAUGAUGAAGGACCUGAAGAAGAUGCCAGAGGCGAUCCAGCUGAUCGAGAAGGCCAGUAUGAUGUAUGUAGAGAACGGUACCCCAGACACAGCUGCCAUGGCCCUGGACCGGGCAGGGAAACUCAUUGAGCCGAUGAGUUUAGAGAAGGCCGUGGACCUCUACCAGCAGGCUGCUGGAGUGUUUGAGAAUGAAGACCGCCUGCGUCAGUCAGCUGAGCUACUCGGGAAAGCGUCCAGACUGCUUGUCAGAUUACGCAGACUGGAUGAAGCUGCAGCCGCCCUGCAGAAAGAAAAGAACAUGUAUAAAGACAUGGAGAAUUAUCCCACAUGCUUCAAGAAAACCACUGCAGAGGUUCUGGUUCAUCUUCACAGGAAUGACUUUGUGGCAGCAGACAAGUGUGUCAGAGAGAGCUACAGCCUCCCAGGAUACAGUGGGAGUGAGGAUUGCGUCGCCAUGGAGACGUUACUGCAGGGAUACGACGAACAGGACGAGGAUCAGGUACACCGUGUGUGUAGCUCCGCCCUCCUCAAGUACAUGGACAAUGACUACGCCAAGCUGGCCAUCUCCCUGAAGGUUCCCGGGGGAGGAGGGAAGAAGAAGAAGCCUGCCCCCCCACCAGGGGGCUCCGGGACGCCCGCUGCAGCCGAGGAUGACGAUGAAUACGAGGGGGGGCUAUGUUAGCCACUGACACCACGGGGUGCACCCGGCCGGCUCCCCUAAAUGCUGAUCCUGGGUCAGGUUGUUACCCCCCCCUCAGUCAUUAGUGUUACGGUGGGUGGAGGGGAAGCUGAUCCUAGAUCAGUACUUAGGGGAAAACCUCAUUCCCUAACAAAAGCGAGCAAGGUGUCUGAAUCCUCAUACUGUCCUCUGCUUGACACGCCUGUCCUCUGUGGGUCCAGUGUGUUUGACAUACUAUGUAUGUUUCUAUAUCAAACAGGUCCAGAAACUAAAUGGAUCAUAUUCCAAGUUACCUGUUGUAGAAAUGGUUUAUAGACUUUUAACCUUUCUAUUGUUGUCUUCCGUUUAAUUCCGUGUAACUAUAACAUAUCACCUGUGUUUUAAGAGAUCUAUAACAGAUAGGACACGUUGUACAUGUUACUUUGUUAUUAUUUUGUAGUGUUCAUAUCCACCGCCCAACAUUUUAGAAAACAAUUACAUAUAUAUACACACACACAUACAGACGGGUGACAAAUUAAAGGAAAUACCAACAUGAAAUGUCUCAGUAAGGUGUUGAACCAGAACAGAUUCAUUGGGUCUGGUCAUAGAUUCUCUGGAACUCUACUGGGUUGGGACACUGUUCUUCCAAAAGAUAUUCCCUCAUUUUGGUGUUAGCUGUCAACCACAAUUUCCGACCCUAUUUACAGAUGUCUGUCCCAUAGAUCUAAAUACAGAUGUAAAUAGAUCCCAUAGAUCUAAAUGCAGAUGUCAAUAGAUUCCAUAGAUCUAAAUGCAGAUGUAAAUAGAUCCCAUAGAUCUAAAUGCAGAUUUCACUUUAGCUACUGUUUCUAUUGAAGUUGCCAGUUGAGCAGUCUGUGGUACUGAAGCUCCUGCCAUCUCUGACCCAAUAAUGAACGCUUGUUUAGAGUCAUUUAAACCCUUUCUUCUGGCCAUCUUGAUCCAAAAUCCAGGUCAACUGGGCCUGCUCAGCAUGUUCAUACAUGCCACAGAGCAUGAUGGGAUGUUAAUUGCUUAAUUGUAACAAGCAGUACACCUGAAUGGAAGCAUCUGUUAUGCAUUGUUAUGUUCCUCCACUCAUUUAUUAAGGUCUUUCCAUCAGUUCGACACCCAUCUGUAUGAGCACCGAUAAAAACAUCAGCCUGUGGCUGAAUCUGCUUGCCGACCCUGUCUGUAAUUGGUGCAGUGGUGGGCAUGUGUACUGAUUCCCAAUCCUGAUAUUUUAUUUAUGUUCUUGGUUUUCUAGUGACCGAUGAGUUGACGGUUGUGUUGACAGAUUAAAUAUGCUAGUGCUAUAUAGAGAUGAUUUGAUGUAUGUUCUGUGUAAGUGUCUCUGUACCGUAAGUAUUUAUUAAGCAUUUAUUAAGUAUUUAUUAAGUAUUUAUUAAGUAUUUAUGGUUGUAAAGUCAAUGGUGGGCAGUAGCUGGGGCAUUAUGCAAUGUAGUUGUAGUGGGCUUGAAUGCAAGAGAAGAAACGUGAUGAAUAGAACAGAAAGGGACUGUCCAAAAGUUGGUUAAAUGAUAGCGUGGGUGUGUAUUCAUUCUGGCAAACAAAGCAUUGCUGUUGCUACAUGAUAAGUCAAUGUUUUGAAUGUACGGAUAUUCUGUUCUGAAGUUGUCCCAAUAGAAACUGUUUGCCAAGAAUAUUUGCAUCAAAAUAGUUUUGUUUGUUGGAAUAAAUACACACUAGGUUUCUUUGUCAAAGUUGUCUGAAAUUAACGUACAAUCAUCCGACAUCGCAAAUUAAAUAUAGUGUGUAAUUAUAGAUGUAUUCACUCAAGUUCCCUGCCAAGGGUUUAAGAAAUUCUUAUGUAGCUUAACCUGUGAAAUGUUUCUGUCUUCGUAUCUCACUGUACAAAAUGGAUGUUACUGGAGUUUAUCCUUUUUUAUCAAAUGGCUACACUCUGUGUAUGUUAGUGAUCAAAAACAAGAGAACAUUACCAUAUUUCUUUCCAAAAAAAGAUUUUUGUGUGUGAUUCUGAUUCUACUGUUAUUCCCCUGUGAUGUUUUAACUGGAAAUGGACAGUGUUUAAUCUAGGACUUCCAAAGUCAACUUAGUGCUCAUUUGUAAAUGGCCACGUAAUAAAACAAUCCGUAACAACUGCCCUUAUUCACAAAGCACAAUAAUCAUCUUGGCAGAAAUAUGUGUUAAAAAAAAGAAAAAAGACACAUGUUGUGUAUUUCUUGGGGCACCAUCAGUGGUUCUUGUACAUUCCUUUCAAAGCGUCACCACCCAUUAGUUGAUGACACUCAGUUGUCCUCAUUAGCCAUGGCUCCAGUCCUGUUGUGGUGGUCCCCUUGUACACCAAACCGCUGCUAAUCGGACACUGACCACAAGUAAUUAAAGCAGUUCUAAGAGCCUUCUUCCAGAAGUGUAACUUGAAAAGGAUGUUGUUUUAGUAAUGGAUGUGAGACCUAUGUAUAUUUUAUGAGGACAGACGGUCUGCUAAUGUCUCGGUCCUCCUCUCGUGCUGUGUCCUUUACUCUGGUCUUAAUGCAUCCCGGCGCAGCUUCUGUGAUGUUCCUCCUCUGUAGGUGUGGUGUGUCUGUGCAUUAGCCCCAUCCCAGCAGUGUACGAAAGCAUAGCCGUCAGAUGAGAAUAAAACCGAUGAAUCGCU